Molecule: messenger RNA, 875 nt
Organism: Dermatophagoides pteronyssinus (European house dust mite)
Lineage: Eukaryota; Metazoa; Arthropoda; Arachnida; Sarcoptiformes; Pyroglyphidae
Product: tetraspanin-33-like
Cellular component (GO): plasma membrane
Source: RefSeq, a predicted model, not a curated record
GAUUUUACAUUCAUAUCAUUAUUUGUAAAAUAUUCAUUAUUUUUUUUCAAUCUUUUGUUUUGGUUAAUCGGUACAACAUUAAUAUCAUUAGGUGUUUGGUCAUUUUUAGAAGAAUAUAAUCAAUAUAAUUUAUUUAAAUUGAAUAAUAUUUUUGAUUUUUUCCUUCAUAUAUCGGUUGCAUUGAUAUUAUCCGGUACGAUUAUAUUUUCAAUGAGUUUAAUGGGUUGUUUAGGUGCAUUACGUGAAAAUCUUUGCCUUAUUAAAUUGUAUUCAUUAAUGUUAUUAAUAUUGUUUGUCGGUGAAAUAAUAAUAUCAAGUUUAGCAUUUAUAUUUCCACAAAAUGUAUUGAAUUUUUUAAAAAAUCAUCUAUCGAAAGAUAUGAUUACAAAAUAUCGUGAAGAUACUAAUUUACAAAAUCUUAUUGAUAUUAUACAAUUACAAUUUAAAUGUUGUGGCAUUUCGGAUUAUGGUUAUAAAGAUUGGUCAAUGAAUAUUUAUUUUAAUUGUACAUAUUUUAAUCCUAGUUCGGAACGUUGUGCUGUACCAUAUUCUUGUUGUCGUAAUUUAAAGACAGAAAUCGAUACAAUGUGCGGUUAUAAUAUGCAAAAUUUAAGCUCCGUAAUCGAAAUCAAUAAAUAUGUUUAUACACGUGGCUGUGUUGAAGCAAUUAGUGAAUUAGUUGAUCAUAAUAUGAAUUUAGUUGCAAUUAUUUGUCUUGGUUCUGCAUUAGCACAGUUAUUUGCAAUGUUUUUAGCACGAUCAUUGCAAGGACAGAUUUUUGCACAACGUGCACGUUGGAUGUAAAUCAUUAAAACAAACAAAACGAAACAUUGUUGGCCAAUUUCUUUAUGUUAUCCAUUUAGUAGAAUCUUUUU